Molecule: messenger RNA, 1502 nt
Organism: Cuscuta campestris
Lineage: Eukaryota; Viridiplantae; Streptophyta; Magnoliopsida; Solanales; Convolvulaceae
Source: the annotation of a GenBank genome assembly
ACGCUGGUUUCAUUUGUUGAAACAUAAUUCUUUUUUAAUAGAUUUUUUUAAUUAACACGAGUCCUGUUUUGGGACAAAGGGUGUAAAAUAUUGGUAGACGUCUCGUGUGAUGAUAUUAUCCUCCACAUUUUUGUCAUCCACAUUUUUGUCAAAUUUAGACAUUCAAAAUUUGACAUGUAAGAUGGAGGUACUAUGCUUUCUAGGGAGGGUGUACAGAUCUGGCCCACAUGAAUUAAUCUUGUGCCCCAUUUAACCGAAUGUGAGGUUAAGAAAAGCCUAUAAACCACAGCCUGUCAUCUGAGGCAUUUACGCUUCAAUUAAUAUGUAAAUAAUAUUAAAUGACUAAAAAAUCAUGUGGAUAUGGGAUAAUUGUGCUGACCCCUUUAUUCUCUCUCAUUACCUUCAAUUGUAUUGUCAUUGGUUAGUUAAUAAAUCAAUAACUAUACUUCAUAAUGUGUUCUUGGGGCAGUUUGAAUGCUCCUGCUGGUGGCUAUUAUGUGAUCAAAAUAUCUUUUGUGGUUAGCCCUCUUAUUAAUUCUCUUUAUUUCAACUAUACUCGCGGGUAGUUUCAUGUUUGCUAUUUCUUGCCUCAUCUCAAUUCAAAAUUCCUAACCCAUCUAGUUAUCACUUCUUUCACGUUAUGGCAAAUUUGUUUCACUUUGUUAGACCUUUGAUAAUGAUAUUUUUUUCACUUCCUCCGCAUCUUACUUUCUAUGAAGUUUUUGGGUAGUAAAUGCAGCAAUGCCUCAAGGAACUGCGUAGAUCCGGACCCCAACAGAGUUCGAAUUAUACUUAGUUGUUGUCAUUGUUUCUUAAAUAUAAAUAACAUAUGAUCAUUAAACUUGUUACUGAAUUCUUUAUUCGAAUGAUGAAGAUUGUCAGCCGAGUAGAUUGGGUUGCUUUCACAUUCAAAUAUCUUGUCCAGGUGUACUCCCUCCAUGCCUGGAAGGGAGGUUUUUGUAGAGCUGCAGGGAGAUAAACUCAUAGAACACGAAAGUGGGGAUGCAUCUGACUGCUCAAACUUUGUAGACUUAGACUGGCUUUCUUCAUCUGGGAAUUCUUAUGAUGAAGAACUAUUAGAAAGAUCAAUGUACACAGCCUCUCCUAUUGCUGGUGCAUCAUCAGAUAAUGUUGCCAAUGUUAUUGUCGGAGACAUGCCCAGUGAAGGUGAACAUAGUACGAAGGGAAAGAUGUGUUAUGGUGACGGAGUUGGAGUUGAUUACAAGGAUGCCCACACUCAUAAAGUUCUAGAGGAAUUUUCAGACAGUUUUGUGGGUUGGGUUACAUAUGGAGAAACACUCUGUCAUUGAUCUAAAUGUGCAGUGGAGAGGGGAGGAUGAACGUCACCGAGCUUUAUACAGGGCACUGACAAAGCCAAUUUGAUUUUUUUAAAAUAUAUAUUUCAAAAAAAAAAACUAUUCUUUCAGGAGGGCAAGUGCUGCUGCUUUCCUAACUUGUUUUCUUUUGUGCGAUGUUGUUGUAAAUGAAUAUGCAAGCAAAAU